Phymastichus coffea is the source of this 1445-nucleotide messenger RNA. RefSeq lists its product as uncharacterized. The record is from RefSeq and is a predicted model, not a curated record. NCBI's taxonomy places the organism in Eukaryota, Metazoa, Arthropoda, Insecta, Hymenoptera, Eulophidae. The coding region runs from base 1 to 1413 and encodes 470 amino acids. The transcript is spliced from 4 exons.
AUGGCGUCGCUUCUCGAGCGAGCGUAUCUCGUGAUUCUGCUGGGCUUUUUACUCAGCGUCGUUGUGGGGGAAUUGGAAAAGCCAGAUGCCGAAGCCGCGAUCAACAAUACGGUAUCAUUCGUAUUUGGGGUUUCCCAGCAGCGAGAUAACACUAGCGACGACUACGCAACGUCGACGAGGGAGCCCAAGGCGCUGAAGAUGAAUCCUUAUCAGAGUUUAAAUAUUACAACGAGCACCGAUCAUCCGGUAAGUUCAGCCGUUCAACUAACAUCAGCUAACAAAAGCGAUAAUCGAUUGUUAGCGAAAACCACGAGUUCACCUCAAGUAACCGCGAAGAAUAGGAGAUCGACGCCUCAUCGGAAAUAUUCCAAUCAUCAUUACUCUACCGGGCAGAGCGAGCGCGAGGACAAAAGAAAGAUUUACGUCACUAGCGAAGACUAUUCGGAGCAGCAGUAUCAAAAUUAUCAGCAAGAUAAUUACGUUCCUCAACCUCCAGAAUAUGAAGACCCGUAUAGCACGAUUCCCGUGGAACAAAACUUGGCGGGAUACGAAGCUUACAUACCGGAAUCAUACCGUGAGCCAUAUCCCGUGACGGAUCUAGGGUACUAUGGACCACCUAUCCCGCCUCAUCCCGUUUACGAAGAAUCUCCUCCAGAUGAUCCCGAACGUGAAUGUCACUGCCCGGAAAACCGUCAAUUGAACUGUGACAAUACGGCAGCAGACUUCAUUGCUUUGGUUGGAGCCUUGGGUGCAAAUCUUUGGGCUCUAAUACAACUAAUUGCUACAAGCAGCUUACCUUUUAUCAUUCCCUUGUUGGUCAUAAAGUUGAUUCUCGUACCGAUUGGUAUAAUCAAGUUUCUUGCGCUCAUCAAGAUCUUCUUUAAACUCUUCAUCAUCCUGCCAUUCUUCGUCCGGCAUAUUUAUCCAGCGCUCACUCAAAGUUUCAAUUUACAUGAUCUCAUUUUCCAGAAGAUUCAAGAUGCUGCAUCGCACAUUCAUAAUCACGACAUUCAACAUCCACACGACGAAGACAUCGAGAGUCGUACUAAUUUUAAUGCGAGUUCAGUUUUAAAUCAUCAAGCUUACAACAACGUCAAUGACACAAAGAUUUGGGAUUUACGGGGAUGUCCGACUAGGGUAGCAUGUGAAUUGGGGGCUUUUUUAUCGACUUCAACUUACGUUAACUUUCCACAAAAAUUGGCAAAUUAUUUAUCUAAAAGGGCUGAACAAGUGAAAGCCAAAAGUAAAAGCGACGGAAGUACUGACGAUAAUGAAGUUGAUUAUGAAGACGAGGAUGAGGAGGAAGAUCAAAAGCAACGACAAGAUCAAGCUUUUAAAGCUUUUAUUAUUGCAUUGGGCAAGAAAUGGACGCAGGAACAGUGCCAAAUAUAUUCUUGCUCCAUACUCUUUUGAAGUGAUCGCUGGCAUUUUUGUCAUAUCUGUUG